Messenger RNA from Culex quinquefasciatus (southern house mosquito), 529 nucleotides. RefSeq lists its product as uncharacterized. Bases 1 to 480 code for a protein of 159 amino acids. The transcript has 2 exons. The record is from RefSeq and is a predicted model, not a curated record. NCBI's taxonomy places the organism in Eukaryota, Metazoa, Arthropoda, Insecta, Diptera, Culicidae.
AUGGCACCUAGUUUACGCGAGUUGGAAAAACAGCAGAGUCACCUGCGGAGAACCCUAGAAGCCAUUCAGCAGUUUGUGAAUGCGUACGAUGGAACGAGAGAUGCUGACCAGAUCGACGUCCGUCUAGAACGCUUGGACGAGACGUUCAACCAGUUCCGUUCUGUGCGAAUCAAGAAUGAGCUGCUGACCGAAGAAGAUGACUUGGAUGUGGAAGUGGUGGAAGGUGAAACAGAAGAAGAACGUGCGGAGAGGGAGGCUGAUGUGAAGAAGAAGCGGAAGGAGAAGAACGUGAAGGUGCUGAUGGAUGCUGAAGAGUUCUACUGUGCUGUGAAGGCGAAGCUGUACAAGAAGCGCGGUCCGCUGGAGACCGUCGCACCGGUCCCUGUACCAUCUGCUGUUGAUGCGAAGCCUGCUGUUGGUCUGUCUCAUGUCAAACUUCCGGACAUCAACCUACCGAUUUACACUGCUGUCGGAUUUUGACAAGUUCACGUAUCUACGCUCGUCGCUGCUCGGUGAAGCGCUUCUGGAG